Molecule: messenger RNA, 3696 nt
Organism: Myodes glareolus (Bank vole)
Lineage: Eukaryota; Metazoa; Chordata; Mammalia; Rodentia; Cricetidae
Source: RefSeq, a predicted model, not a curated record
CUAUAGCCUUCAAACACCUCUUCCUGAAAGGAUACAUGGAUCGAAUGGAAGACACAUACGCCGUGUACACUCAAAGUGACGUGUAUGACCAGGUCAUCUUCGCAGUGAACCAGGGUUUCUUUGUACAGCAGCCCUAGCUGUCCUGGAACUUGCUUUGUAGACCUGGCCGGCCUUGAGAUCUGCCUGCCUGCUGGGAUGAAAGACACACGCCACCACAGUAUUUUUAACCUAAGGUCACAUUUCAAAAUCAUUAAAUCCCUUCUUCAAACAUUGUUUCUGAGCAAUCGUGACUCUUCAUUUCUGGAGGCAGCCUGUCCAAACAGUGGUCAUGAGCUGCUGGGAUGAAAAACGUCUUUCUGGAGCCCGGGCUCUUAGUGAGCAGGGGGAACAGGAAACUUAGGGACAAAGGCUGCAUAAAGUUGUUAAAGAGAAUCAUGGCCUACAAUUUUUAGAAGGAAAAUAGCAAAUAACUUAGUGAUGAAGGUAAGUUUAGAGAAUCAAAAUAAAGUGUGUGUGUGUGUGCACACACACGCGCACAUGGUAUUUGCAUGAAGGUCAGAGGACAGCCUUGGUUGUCAGUCCUCAGCUCCUACUUUGUUUGAAAUUAGAGUCCUCUGUUCAUCACUGCACAUACUAAACUAGCUGCUUGCAAGCUUCUUGGGGAAUUUUCUUGUCUCUGUCUCUCACCUCACUGUAGGAAAAUUGGGAUCACAGAUGCAAGCUACUGGACCUAGUGUCCCCUGGGUUUUGGGGAUUUGAACUCAGGUCCUCGUGAUUUGGUGGUAAGUGCUUUACAUGCUGAGCCAUCUCUCAACACUGGAUUUAACGUUUAAAUGUAUUAAGUAUCUGUAAGCACUGUAUCAAGUUUCUAUGUUUCUUCGGUGUUAUAUAGAGAUAAGAAGUCAACAGUCCAUUGCAUUUUGUUGUUUUGAGGCAGGGCCUUAUGCAACCCAAGGUGACUUUAAACUCCUUGUAGCAGAGUCUGGCAUUGAUCUCUUGAUCCUCCUGCCUCCACCUCUGAAAAGCAGUCUCUAUGCCUGACUAAAGGCCAGGUAAAUUCUUUAUAAACCAUCUUUACCUUCAUCACUAGGACUAAGUUAGGUCUCCAUGUUCUUUUCACGAAGAGCCUUUAUCUUCACUGCCACAUUCUUUCUGCUGCUGGAGGAAACCAUCUGUCAGGAUAGUGAGCGACAGCCGUUUCCCUCUCACCAUUUUGGAGGCGUGGAAGGUCAAUAUCAAGAAGUCUACACACUCAGCUCUUUCUGGAAGGGAGAGAGGGGGCCAAACGGCCCACAUAGUCCCACUGGCCCUGUUAUGUUGGAACUGUUUGAUCUAACAGCCCAAAUACACCACGUUAAGUCCUGCUUCGGGCUGCUUUUUCUUAUUCCCCACUCAGUGGUCCCAGCACCUCUGCAUUACUUUCUAAAGAAUCCACAGAAACCACUGCCCUUGCUGUAUAGACCUGCUCCUGCAGCAGAGAGACACAUGUUCUGUUUAUUUCCAUAUGUAGCAAAACCACCAUCAGUGCUCAACAGCAUAGCACUUGAUGAACUUACUCCAUAAAGACAGAAGUACCAGAGAGACACAAAAAUGUUGGUUGAUAGGUUCAAAAUUUUUUUUUUCGUACGUGUUCCAGAGACAGGGAAGGCCUACAAAUGAGCAAUGAACAAUGGCUUUGCUUCUGAUAUGCAGUGCUUGGCGAAGAAUCUUUAACUUCAUUUUUACUUUCCCAGUCAAAGAAUGACCUGGGAUGCUGCAUCUCAGUGAGAAAGAAGAUUCUGGGAUGGGAAUGUAGGGAGAGCCUGUGGUCAGAAGGCAAUGUUGACCUGGAGAGUUCCUGAGUAGAUGAAACAAAGCACUUGAGUGUUCAAGGCCUCCGACGGGCUUUCCGUGGACGUGGCUGUCCCUUCAGGUCUUCACUGCUACUCCUUAGAGCCACUCACUCAGAUACAGCAUCCCAGUGUGUGUUUCCUGAAUGUCUGUACCCUGAAGGGAGAUGGGCACCUACCCUCCCAAGACAUGGCCAGGAGGGGUUAUAGUGGCUCUCCUUUUCCCUGACUGGUGCCCCUUUUGUCCUGGGUGUUGUUCCAUUCCCAUCUCUCUCUUUUGGAUGAAGUACUUGCAGCUUCGCAACAUCUCUGUUGGCAACCAUGCUUACGAGAACAAGGGGACAAAGCAGUCGGCUAUGGCAAUCUGUCAGCACUUCUACAAGCGAGGGACCAUCUGCCCCGGGAAUGAUACCUUUGACAUUGACCCAGAAAUUGAAACAGAAUGCUUCCUGAUAGAGCCAGAUGAACCCCUUGACAUCGGAACACCUGGAGAAAAUAGACUCAAUCUGACCCUGGACUUCCACAGACUCCUGACGGUGGAGCUUCAGUUCAAGUUGAAAGCCAUUAAUCUGCAAACGGUUCGUCAUCAGGAGCUUCCUGACUGCUAUGACUUUACUCUGACUAUAACAUUUGACAACAAGGCUCACAGUGGAAGAAUCAAAAUAAGUCUAGAUAAUGACAUUUCCAUCAGAGAAUGCAAAGACUGGCAUGUAUCCGGAUCAAUUCAGAAGAACACCCACUAUAUGAUGAUCUUUGAUGCCUUUGUCAUUCUGACCUGCUUGUCCUCGCUGGUCCUCUGCGCAAGGUCUGUGAUUAGGGGUCUUCAGCUUCAGCAGGUAGGGUGCUGCUCCCUGAGACGCUGCCGACACGCUGGGCCACAGGGACGCUCACACUCUUUCUCAUCUUCCCUAAAGGAAUUUGUCAGUUUCUUUCUUCUCCACUAUAAGAAGGAAGUUUCUGCCUCUGAUCAAAUGGAGUUCAUCAACGGUUGGUACAUUAUGAUUAUUAUUAGUGAUAUACUGACCAUCGUUGGAUCCAUUCUGAAAAUGGAAAUCCAAGCCAAGAGUCUCACAAGCUAUGAUGUCUGUAGCAUCUUUCUUGGGACUUCGACCAUGCUAGUGUGGCUUGGUGUCAUCCGAUACCUGGGUUUCUUUGCAAAGUACAAUCUCCUUAUCCUGACCCUGCAGGCAGCCCUGCCCAACGUCAUCAGAUUCUGUUGCUGUGCUGCUAUGAUCUACCUAGGCUAUUGCUUUUGUGGAUGGAUUGUACUGGGCCCUUACCAUGACAAGUUCCGUUCUCUGAACAGGGUCUCCGAGUGCCUUUUCUCUCUGAUAAAUGGAGACGAUAUGUUUUCCACAUUUGCAAAAAUGCAGCAGAAAAGCUACCUGGUUUGGCUGUUCAGCCGAAUCUACCUCUACUCCUUCAUCAGCCUCUUCAUAUACAUGAUUCUGAGCCUCUUCAUUGCGCUCAUCACAGACACGUAUGAAACGAUUAAGCACUACCAGCAAAAUGGCUUCCCAGAGACAGAGCUUCGCAAAUUCAUAGCGGACUGCAAAGACCUCCCCAGUUCUGGAAAAUACAGAUUAGAAGGCGACCCUCCAGCGUCGUUGUUCUGCUGCUGCCAUAAGUAACCGUUGGUUUUCUCUGGGCUUGCAGAGGAAAAUGUGGUAUGUGGUUGAGCCAGAGACAGUAUGGAUAAUUUGCGAUAACGCAAGAGUAUGUCCAGAUACUAGGAUUCUGAGCUCACUCCCGACUGUGACAUAGCGAGACCUGUUUCCAUUUUUAAAAAUAUUUUAGGUCUUUUCUACUUAUAUUAGAAUUAAAAAAAUAGCUAAUUUGGCAGGCUGUGGUGGCGCACAGCUUUAAU